AAGGGGAGGUGGACACGGGUGCAUCUAGUACGGCAGAGAGUCAGGAUUGCCCUGCAGCCUGUGGGCUCUUCACACUCCCAUUUGUCCCCAGGGCUCGGAGCUGGGCGGCUGGUCCCUGGGACGCUGGACCCACGACGGGAUAGACAUCAACAACAACUUCCCUGACUUAAACACGCUGCUCUGGGAGGCAGAAGACCGACAGAACGGCCUGAGGAAAGCUCCCAAUCACUACAUUGCAAUCCCUGAGUGGUUUCUGUCGGAAAAUGCCACGGUGGCCGCAGAGACCCGAGCGGUCAUAGGGUGGAUGGAGAAAAUCCCCUUCGUGCUGGGCGGCAACCUGCAGGGGGGCGAGCUGGUGGUGGCCUACCCCUACGACAUGGUGCGGUCCCCGUGGAAGACCCAGGAGCACACGCCCACGCCCGACGACCACGUGUUCCGCUGGCUGGCCUACUCCUACGCCUCCACGCACCGCCUCAUGACGGACGCCCGGCGCAGGGUGUGCCACACCGAGGACUUCCAGAAGGAGGACGGCACCGUCAACGGGGCGUCCUGGCACACCGUCGCGGGAAGUCUGAACGAUUUCAGCUACCUUCACACAAACUGCUUCGAGCUGUCCAUCUAUGUGGGCUGUGACAAAUACCCCCAUGAGAGCCAGCUGCCCGAGGAGUGGGAGAACAACCGGGAAUCUUUGAUCGUGUUCAUGGAGCAGAUUCAUCGCGGCAUCAAAGGUGUGGUGAGAGACUUACACGGAAAAGGAAUUCCAAAUGCCGUUAUCUCCGUAGAAGGCGUUAACCAUGACAUCCGAACAGCCAGCGAUGGAGAUUACUGGCGCCUGCUGAACCCCGGAGAGUACGUGGUCACAGCGAAGGCAGACGGCUUCACCGCGUCCACCAAGAACUGUAUGGUCGGCUACGACAUGGGGGCCACGCGGUGUGACUUCACGCUCAGCAAAACCAACCUGGCCAGGAUCAGAGAGAUCAUGGAGAAGUUUGGGAAGCAGCCCGUCAGCCUGCCCGCCAGGCGGCUGAAGCUGCGGGGGAGGAAGAGACGACAGCGCGGGUGACCCUCCAGGACCCUUGAGACACAUCCUGGACCUGCGCAAAUUAAACCAACCCAGCAGUAGCUCCGUAGCGGCCUCACUCACUGUCGUUUUCUCUGUAAUUCAAGGGGCACCUGGGGCAGAGUGUGCAUUGCAAGGCUGGUCCCAGAGUAGGGGGCUGGGGCUUAGGAUGUUUCCCUUUUUCUGUUCCCAUUUAUCCAAAUACCUUGGACAGAGCAGCAGAGAAAGGCUGGUGGGAGUGAGAGAAGUUGGCAGGUCAGCCUGGGAAUCUGAGAGGGAGGAGCUGCCUGUUCUCGGCCUCCGGGACACGCGGGGAGGGACACCGGUGCUUCCCUCUGCGUGACAGCAAGAGUGCCGUGUGCAUUUGCGAUUUGUGCAACUAACAUCGCAGCAUCCCUGGAGCCCAGCUGUCUCAAAGGUUGCCGUUUCAGAUGCUCCCGGGCAUCCUAAGAGAAUCCGCCCUCUCUGGCCCUGGGGCAUUCCAAGCUGCUCCAGAUAAAUUCUGCAUUGUGUUGACAAUGGGGACAUUACCAAGUGAGCAUCAGUCAGCCUCCUGAAUCGGUUCAGCUUUCCUUUUCAACAAGGCAUUGUGUUCAUAAAAGGAGAGAAGAUUGUUGGGCAUCGGGCAUGGGGCUUACCCACACUGGGUCCACAAAGAACCCCGCAAACACCCUGCAGACCCGGUAGCCCUGGGAUGGGGGCACCCUAGGCAGGGAGGGCCAGAGGUUCAGCCUUCCUGAGGCACCAGACAAUUUAGCCUGGAUCUCCUUGUUGUCCUGCUGGAACUUGGAAUGAACCAGAAGAGGGCUGGCCUGCAGUGCUCUCUGUGCUUGAGGGGUGGCCCCUUUGUGGAAUGAGCACUCCUGAGUGGGCCUGACAUCAGUCUGGGAGUUAUUUUUGCCGUGUGGAAUGCCAGAUCUUCCAAAUUAGGCUAAAUUUGAUAAACAAAAGGAUUCCCUGUGGAGCAUCAGCCUGAGAGGGGUUAUUGAAUUAUCAUGCAAGAAAAAAAGUUGUGUCUCACGUUUUAUUCAUGUUGCUGCCUCAUUGAGCUGGGAAGAAUGAAAAAAAUAAAGCAAAUGGUAAAAUC
Molecule: messenger RNA, 2147 nt
Organism: Microcebus murinus (gray mouse lemur)
Lineage: Eukaryota; Metazoa; Chordata; Mammalia; Primates; Cheirogaleidae
Source: RefSeq, a predicted model, not a curated record